UUUAAGUGCAUGUUCUUAAAUAAAAACAAAAAAUACAUUACAUCAGUAGUUUUAUUGAACAAUAGCUCUUCUUACCACAACGACCAAAGCGACAGCAGAAGAAAAAUAACAUCCACUAGCUAACAAUAGCUGACGUUAUCACUAGCUAGCUUGGAUUAGAGCUUAACGCGGAAUAAUGGCUAAACGGAGGAUCACACAGGAAACCUUUGAUGCUGCUGUCAGGGAAAAUAUGGAGGAGUUCGAGAUGGAUCCAGAUGAAGCUUUGAGGGAGGCUGUGGAGCAGUUUGAGUCUCAAGGUGUGGACCUCAAUUGUAUAGUAAAAGCUGUACCGGCUGUGUCAUCUGAGGACAAACAAGAAGAGCAAACACAUGAGGUCUUACAGGCUUUGGAUUCCCUCCGUACUGGAAAGGACUCUGCUAGUGUAAAGGAGGUGACAGCAGAUAUAAAAUGUUUCACUGAGCAGUGCUCUCUUGGAUUUGCCCAGAGGUACCUUGCUGCCCAAAAAGAUGCAUACCCCAUCAUCUUCUCCUACUGCAAAAAGAGCAUGGAGGAGCAAGAAGCUGUGCUGGCUGCGCUGUCCGCUCUGGCUGCUCUGACAGAUGGACAGCCAGACUUGUUGGAUGCGGACGGCCAGCAGUUCCUUUUAGAUGUCUUAAAGAAGUACCAGGCAGAUUCCUCAGUGACGUGUGUCGCCAUCUGCGCUGUGCGUCACUGUUGCUUAAAACAUGAACAGAACAGGCAGGAUUUGGUGAAAGGUGGCGUCCUGCCUCUGCUGACUGGUGCCGUUACUCAACACAGUGGACGUGCCGAGCUGGUCAAGGAGGCCUCUGCAGCUCUUAGGGUCAUGACCUUCGAUGAUGACGUCCGAGUUACGUUUGGGCAUGCUCAUGAACAUGCCAAGAUUAUUGUUCUUGAGCACAAUGGACUGAAGGUUUUAAUUGAAGCUGCAAAGGCUCACCUUGGUAAUACUUCUGUUCUGAGUGAGCUGUGUGCAACUUUGUCCCGUCUGGCUGUAAGGAAUGAGUUUUGUCAAGACAUCUGUGAUCUGGGUGGAUUGAAGCUCAUGAUGACAUUGCUUGCAGACAGCUAUGAGUCAGCGGAACUCGUUCGGCAGGUCCUUAGUGCAAUACGAGCCGUAGCGGGAAAUGAUGACGUGAAAGAUGCAGUUGUUAAUGCUGGUGGGGUUCAGCUCAUUGUCAUUGCCAUGAACAGACACAUGAGCAACUCUGCAGUGUGUGAGCAGGGCUGUGCAUGCCUCUCUGUCCUUGCAUUACGCAAACCCAACAACUGCAAAGUCAUCAUGGAGAAUGGAGGUGCCUUGGCUGCUGUUCAGGCUAUGAAGGCUCAUCCUGAUGCGGUCAAUGUACAGAAACAAGGAUGCAUGGUGUUGAGAAACUUGGUCUCACGUAUGCGUAACUUCAGCCAACUGAUCUUGGAGAUGGGAGCAGAGACCCUGAUAGCCCAGGCACUGAAGACUCAUCAAGACUGUGGUGACGUGGCUAAAGCAGCCCUCAGAGAUCUGGGAUGUCAGGUGGAGCUUCGAGAGUUGUGGACCGGCAAACAUGGCAGCCUUACCAACUGAAAGUGGAGAGGAACUUCAUGAGGAUCAUACACGUUACAAUGAGUUUGCCUGAGAGCAAUUUUAAAGAAAAUGAAAUGCUGUGAUGUUGGUGUAUACUAUACAGUAUGGCCAAAAGCUGAAGUGUAUGUACUUGCCUAGCUAAACAUAUUUGUACAGUGUAGUUGUAGAAAAGCCUUGCAGGUAGCGUGAACAGCAACAUUAUCAGUUCCACACACAACGCCUUAGAGAGGUUGCAUAUAUUUUCCAGUACAGUCUGGUUGCACAUGUUUUCUUUGCAUUUUUGUAUCACAUUUUUGUUAAUGUGUGUUUUGUAAAAUGAGUUAAUAUAAAUGCAUUUGCUGGUAUGCAAGUAGUUGCACUGUAUUGUGCAAGCUCUUUUCUAUAGCCUUUUUUCAGACAUGGGAUAUGUAACAUUUCUGGCUUAAUCAGUCUAUAAAAGGAUGGCAUUCCCUCAUUCUUAAUGUUAA
This is a messenger RNA of Amphiprion ocellaris (clown anemonefish), 2049 nucleotides long. RefSeq names its product armadillo repeat containing 6 (gene armc6). Lineage: Eukaryota; Metazoa; Chordata; Actinopteri; Pomacentridae. The transcript has 8 exons. Bases 176 to 1582 code for a protein of 468 amino acids. The record is from RefSeq and is a predicted model, not a curated record. Gene Ontology annotation, biological process: hematopoietic progenitor cell differentiation. Gene Ontology annotation, molecular function: protein binding.